Molecule: messenger RNA, 4686 nt
Organism: Alternaria postmessia
Lineage: Eukaryota; Fungi; Ascomycota; Dothideomycetes; Pleosporales; Pleosporaceae
Exons: 2
Coding region: 1-4686 (1561 amino acids)
Biological process (GO): glycogen catabolic process
Molecular function (GO): 4-alpha-glucanotransferase activity; amylo-alpha-1,6-glucosidase activity
Source: RefSeq, a predicted model, not a curated record
AUGUCUGUAGCACUACCACACCACUCCAAGUCGUCGGACCGCAAGGUCGUCUACUUGCUGCCGUUGACCGACUAUGGCUGCCCAGACGUCGCUGGCACCUACAUCUACCUGCCUCCUCCAACCGAGCCAGCAUACUCGAUUUGCUUCCAGAUCCAGGGUACCAGCUCGAUAUGUCGCGAGGGCAGUCUCUGGGUGAACAUCCCCGCCCAGGGCGAGAAAUUCAAGCGCAGCAACUACCGCGAGUACAAGUUGAAGCCCGACUUCACGGGUAUGUGUGAGAUUGAGAUUCCCAUUCACGAGGCCAAUGCCUUCUCCUUCUACACGACCUACAGGCCACUGCCGCAGUGGUCCUUCACAGACGUUGCAUCUCCUGAACCCACACGAACGGACACAUACUACAUCGACAUAUGUCCAAAUCUCAAGUUGCAUGGCGAGCACUUGCCGGUCGAGGCUGUCUGCAUCUUCUCUGCACUGUCCAAAUUCAUGGGCAGUUACCCCAUCGACUGGGACAAUCAUUUGAGGGGAAUCAGCGAGCGUGGCUACAAUAUGGUUCAUUUUACUCCGCUUAUGAUGCGCGGGUCUUCCAAUUCGCCAUACAGCAUUGCUGACCAACUGGUCUUCGACGAGGCCUUCUUCAAGGAGGGUGAGAAGGACAUUGCGAACAUGAUCCGAAGGAUGCAGAAUGAGUUCAAUCUGCUUGCUAUGACUGAUGUUGUCUGGAAUCACACGGCCAACAACAGCCCAUGGCUUGAGGAGCACCCGGAAUCUGGUUACAACGUCGACACCGCUCCUCACUUGAAACCCGCUCUCGAGCUGGAUACGGCGCUGUUGCAAUUCGGCAAAGAGCUCACCCAACACGGUCUGCCCACGACCUUCAACAACGAAGGAGAUCUCCUCAAGGUUAUGGAAGGCGUUAAAGAACAUGUCCUUAGCAAGGUCAAGCUCUGGGAAUACUAUGUCGUUGACGUUGCGAGGGACACCAAGGCCAUCAUGGAGGCCUGGACCUCCGGCCAGGCCAAGUUCGUUGAUGGCAGCUUUAGUGAGGCUGGUCUUCGCGGGCUCGAUGCCGUCAGGGACUGGCCACUGAAGCAGAAAGCCGACUGGUUGGUCGAGCAUGCCCUGCGCGGCGGCGACCGCAUGGGCGAGCGCUACCGUCGCAGGAUGGACCCGAACAUCAGUGCCGGUCUCCUCUGUGCUUUGUUCGGCCGCUAUGAUACUCGUACUAGCAACACGCCUGACAACCGCGCAGCUCAAGGCACUAUGACGGCUAUACUCAACGAAGUAAACCUUCCAUUUUACCGCGAGUACGAUGGAGACCAAGCAGAGAUCAUGGAGCAACUCUUCAAUCGGAUCAAAUAUGUCCGGAUAGACGCCCAUGGUCCCAAGCUUGGCGAAGUGAACGACAAGAACCCACUCAUCGAGACCUACUUCACACGAUUACCACUCAACGAGACCACGAAGAAGCACAACCCGGAAGCUCUCGCUCUUGUCAACAACGGUUGGGUAUGGGCUGCAGAUGCGAUGCGAGACAACGCUGGACCCAAGUCGAGAGCAUACCUAAGGAGAGAAGUCAUUGUCUGGGGUGAUUGCGUCAAACUCCGCUACGGAGACGGUCCUGAAGAUAACCCUUUUCUUUGGGAGCACAUGGCCAAGUACACGCGACUUAUGGCCAAGUACUUCCAAGGCUUCCGUAUUGACAACUGUCAUUCUACACCUCUGCAUCUCGCUGAAUAUAUGCUCGACGAAGCCCGCAGCGUCAACCCGAACGUCAUGGUCUGUGCUGAACUCUUCACUGGCUCUGAAGAGAUGGAUUACAAGUUCUGCAUGAGGCUCGGCAUCUGUGCGCUAAUUCGAGAGGCGAUGCAAUCGUGGAGUACUCAAGAGCUGAGUAGACUGGUCCAUCGACAUGGUGGUGUUCCUAUUGGCAGCUUCGAGACUGAUGAAGUACUCAACGCUGCACAGGCGACUGAUGGAGCAGAUCAGACAAAGCCAAUCAUCAAGAGAAUCAAGCGGAGUCCUGUACACGCGUUAUUCAUGGAUUGCACGCAUGACAAUGAGACGCCUGCUCAGAAGCGGGAUGCACGCGACACGCUGCCUAAUGCUGCGCUCGUUGCCAUGUGCGACUGUGCAACUGGUAGUGUUUUUGGCUACGACGAGGUUUACCCCGAGCUGAUCGAGCUUGUGCACGAGAAGAGGUUGUAUUCUUCGGCCAACUCCAAUGGAGGCCCAAUCAAGCCCCAGGCUGGCGAAGGUGGUAUUGGUGGCAUCCGCAAGAUCAUCAACGAGGUCCACGUCAAGAUGGGCAAGGAGGAGUACAACGAGACUUACAUCCACCACGAUAAUGAGUACAUCACUGUUCAUCGAGUAAAUCCGAACACCAGGAAAGGAUACUUCCUUAUUGCUCACACCGCAUUCCCUGGCUGUGGCGACGGCAACGGAGACUUUGGAGAGACCAAGCUACCGGGUACACAAGCAAAGCUCAUUGGCGCCUGGAAUCUUGAAGUCGAUAACAGUCCUGAGACAAGAGCACGCAUCAUUGGCGACAAAACAACACUACGUGGCUUGCCCAGUAAGACAAACGACCUCCAAGGCGUCGAAAUCAAGUCGGUUGGCGAUGAUACCACGAUUGGCAUUCCUGACAACUUCCCCCCUGGAAGUAUCGCUCUCUUUGAGACCUGGGUACCCAGUGCAGAGCACGACGAUGGUCUCGACAAGUUCAUCACUAGCGGAGCGCGUGCAGCUUUCAGUGGUGUCAAUCUGAUCGAUCUGAACUACAUUUUGUACAGGUGUGAAGAAGAAGAGCGAGAUGCCACGGAUCACAAGGAUGGAACCUACAAUAUUCCAGGUCACGGCAAUCUAGUAUACGCUGGUCUGCAAGGCUGGUGGAGUGUACUACGUGAUAUUGUAAACGACAACAAUCUCGGCCACCCGCUCUGCAACCAUCUUCGUGAUGGUCAAUGGGCGCUCGACUAUUGCCUUGGUCGCCUCCAGAAGAUUUCUCAAAAGAAGGAGUACGUCAACAUCAAGAGUCCCGCCAAGUGGCUGGAGGCAAAGUUCGCUGCUAUUCGCAAGGUUCCUAGCUACAUGCUUCCACGAUACUUUGCUAUGGUCAUCCAGACUGCAUACAACGCUGCAGUGGAGCGAGCAAUUGAGCUCAUGGGCGAGAACGUCCGAGAGGGCAACCAGUUUCUGAAGAGCCUCGCCCUAGUCAGCUGCCAGGUCACUGGCUACAUAAACAAUGCCUCGUUGUGGCCAGAGAAGAGCGUGCCCAGUAUGGCCGCUGGUCUUCCUCAUUUCGCCUACGACUGGGCGCGAUGCUGGGGACGUGAUAUUACUAUCUCAGCUCGUGGUCUUUACAUGGGAACUGGCCGGUUUGCUGAUGCCAAGGAGCACAUCUUUGCCUUCGCCAGCGUUCUCAAGCAUGGAAUGGUACCUAACCUCCUAGGCAGUGGCAAGAACCCGCGUUACAACUCCCGCGACUCAGUCUGGUUCUUCCUUCAGAACUGCCAGGACUACACCAAGAUCGUGCCGAAUGGCAUAGAGCUUCUUCAUGAGAAAGUUAAACGGCGAUUCCUACCAUACGACGACACAUGGUUUGCUCAUACCGACAAGCGCGCAUACUCCCAGUCCUCCACCAUUGAGGAUGUCAUCCAGGAAGCUCUGCAGCGACACGCUUCCGGCAUAGAGUUCCGCGAGUACGACGCGGGCCCGAACAUUGAUAGUCAGAUGAAGUCUGAAGGCUUCAACAUCAAGAUCUGGACUGAUUGGGAGACUGGUAUGAUCUUUGGUGGCAAUCAAUGGAACUGCGGUACAUGGAUGGACAAGAUGGGUGAGAGCGAGAAGGCCGGCAGCAAGGGUCACCCAGGUACGCCACGAGAUGGUGCUCCGGUCGAGAUCAUCGGCAUGUUGUACAGCACAGUACGCUGGUGUGCCAACAUGUACGAUGCAGGCCAAUUCAAGUACCAGGGUGUAAAUCUGGAGGAUGGCAAGAAGACUGUUACCUACAAGGAGUGGGCCGACCUUAUCAAAGCCAAUUUCGAGCGUUGCUUCUACGUUCCGCGUUCCGCAGACGAGGACAGCAAGUACGACGUCAACCCGAGCAUCAUCAACCGUCGCGGUAUCUACAAGGACUUGUACCGUUCGGGCAAGGAGUACGAAGACUACCAGUUGAGGCCAAACUUCCCUAUCAUGAUGACGGUUGCGCCAGAUCUUUGCGACCCCGAGCACGCUUUGCAUGCCCUCCAGAUGGCCGACAGGGUCCUGCUUGGUCCACAGGGCAUGAAGACUCUCGAUCCCUCUGAUCUCAACUACCGUGGCUACUACAUCAACAGCGAAGAUUCGACUGAUUUCCACACUUCCAAGGGCCGCAACUACCACCAAGGACCUGAGUGGCUUUGGCCCACAGGGUUCUUCCUACGAGCCAUGCUCAAGUUCGAUCUACAACGCCGCAAGACGCCCGAUGAACGCGUCGAGAGCUACCAGCAAGUCACUCGCCGUCUCGCCGGGUGCAUGAAGGCCAUUCAGGAGUCACCCUGGGCUGGUCUCACAGAGCUCACCAACAAGGAUGGUGCAUUCUGUGGCGACUCAUGUCCCACGCAGAGUUGGAGUGCUAGCUGCAUCAUCGACUUGUUCCAGGACGCGCGCGAGUACGAGAUGGGUGAGACUGCUCAGAAAUCUUCGUCGUAG